UGUGUGUUUAAUUCGAAACUUUUUUUUUCUUUUUAUAAUUGAGUCGUUGAUUCUUUUCUCUAUUAUUUUCUACGGUAUAAUCCCCAAUGCGUCCAUAGCUUCGUACUCGGGGGGACCGUGGCCAUGGCGGAGGAGCGGAGGGCGCGAAAGCCCACCUUCUCCGGCGGCGGCAGCAGCGGCGGCGGCGGCGGCGGAUGGAUGCGGAGGCGGCGGCGGCUGCGACGGUGGACGGUGCGGAUGGCGACGAGCGCCCUGCUGUGGACGGCGGUGAUGCAGCUCGCCACGAUGGCGGGGCUCCGGCACCCGCGGAUCGGAGACGCGUGGCCCUCCGCCGCCGCAUGCUUCGGCCGACGCGGCGGCGCCGCCACCGCGACCCCCGCCGCCGGUAACCUCGCCGUCCUCGGCGACGACGAGGGCGCGCUCCGUGGGGCCCACUCUUCCCCUCCCGCGCUCCUCCCGAAGAGAGUUUAUAAAAGCAAUGGCUAUCUUAAAGUUUCAUGUAAUGGAGGCCUGAACCAAAUGCGAGCAGCGAUUUGUGAUAUGGUUACUAUUGCGAGAUACCUAAAUUUGACCUUAGUGAUUCCUGAACUUGAUAAAACAUCUUUUUGGGCUGAUCCAAGCGAUUUUGAGGAUAUAUUUGACGUAAAUCACUUCAUUAAUUCCUUGAGAGAUGAGGUAAAGAUUGUCAAAAGGAUUCCUGAUAAAUUUAGUAGGAAAUUACAAUGGCAACCAUUCUCAAUUGCUCCAGUAAGCUGGUCUAAUGAGAAAUAUUACUUAAAAAAGAUCAUGCCUCUUGUGAAGAAGCACAAAGUACUCCACUUUAAUAAGACAGAUGCUCGUCUUGCGAACAAUGGGCUCCCAAGUAAGCUCCAAAUGCUUCGCUGUCGUGUUAACUAUGAGGCAAUAAGAUUUACUCCACAUAUUGAAGCUUUAGGCAGUAAGCUUAUCUCAAUUCUUCGAAAAAGUGGGUCCUUUGUUGUGCUUCACUUGCGAUAUGAGAUGGAUAUGCUCUCUUUUUCUGGCUGUACACAUGGAUGUUCCGAUGAAGAAAUUGAUGAAUUGACAAGAAUGAGAUACGCAUAUCCGUGGUGGAAAGAGAAGGAAAUCGAUUCUGAAAAGAAGAGACUGGAAGGACUAUGCCCUCUUACACCUGAGGAAAUAACGUUGGUGCUGAAGGCACUAGGAUUCACAAGGGACACUUUAAUAUAUGUUGCCUCUGGUGAACUUUAUGGUGGUGAAAGAAGGCUGGCUAUUUUGAGGGAGGCUUUUCCUAAAAUAGUAAGAAAGGAGAUGCUUCUAUCUCCUGAGGAAUUGAGACCUUUUAAGAACCACUCCACCCAGAUGGCUGCAUUGGACUAUAUGGUUUCUGUUGCAAGUGAUGUGUUCAUACCUAGUUAUGAUGAAAAUAUGGCAAGAGUUGUAGAAGGGCACCGCAGGUAUUCAGGCUUCCGUAAGACUAUCAUGCUGGAUAGGAGGAAACUAGUCGAGCUUUUGGAUCUUCUCCAAGAAGGGAUGUUAUCUUGGGAUGAAUUCUCUGCUGCAGUUAAGGGGAUGCACGAGAAUCGCAUGGGCCAGCCUGCAAGGAGGAAGGUUAUCCCUGGAAGACCGAAGGAAGAGGAUUAUUUUUACUCCAACCCUCAAGAAUGUCUUGACCCUAGAAUGAAAUUAAGCUCUAAAUCAAAACACUCAUACAUCUAGUUACGUGUUUCUUGUUGUCUCCUAACCACACUACUGACCCUUCUCAGAGGAUAUAACAGGUGAUCUGCGACUUCCUCAUACGACUAAACCAAGUUUCAUUGUUUUGCCCACUCAUGCUAAAGAGCAAGAAGGCAGUCUGAAGCUGCUGUUUGAGAACAGAGGAGAAAACGCAAAUUGCAUGUUCUUGGUGCGAGAAGCAGGGAUCCUCACCACGUGAUCCUGUUCGGCCCUUCAUUACCCUGACUUUUCUGGCUAAUUUGCCAGUUUCUAUAUCUUGUGCUGUAAUCUUUUUUAUUUAUAUUUGGCUCCUUAAGACGGAGCCAGCAAAUACCAAAAUGACCAUAUCCAUGUUUUUUGUUUUUUUUUGUCUUUUCAAGUUUAACGUUAUACAGCUACGAUUGCUAGCACGACUGCUAUUUAUAAUUGUAUCUGAUAGUCUUGUCGAGUUGCUGCAGCACAUUGUCAGCAGAAAUUACAAGGCCGAAUUUCCUGGUGAUAACCAUUCAGACAUGAACUUUUGUCGGAGAGGGCAGCAUUGCUAUUGCGGGCUAGCGGCAUCGUUCCUUCCGUUAGGAAGAUCACUGCAUGUAAGUUACUGGUAAUUUCCCAUCUGGUGACUGGUAUUAUCUGAUUUUCAUUCUGGUUCUCUUUUUUUUUUAAAAAAAGUGUCUUGUUUAAUUAUGCCAGUUAGCUGUGCAGUGUCUCCUUCUUUACUGAUUAUGGCCUGAGUUUCUUUUACUAGACUAUCAGCAUCAUGCUAGGCACAUUGUUCUCUUAUACCGAAGUAAUUAACCCUUUGUAUGUUUAUUGCUGGAUCA
Molecule: messenger RNA, 2516 nt
Organism: Ananas comosus (pineapple)
Lineage: Eukaryota; Viridiplantae; Streptophyta; Magnoliopsida; Poales; Bromeliaceae
Exons: 8
Coding region: 124-1698 (524 amino acids)
Cellular component (GO): cytoplasm
Source: RefSeq, a predicted model, not a curated record